AUGCCAACAACCCCUGAAGACCCUGGCCAAAGGAAGACAAGGAGACGCCACCAGAAAUCAAGAAACGGGUGUUUCGAGUGCAAACGGCGAAGGAUAAAGUGUGACGAGGAAAAGCCGGCCUGUGUACGGUGUGUCUCUGGGUUCUACAAAUGUAUCUACCCAUCGACAUUCACACCAGCCAAAAAGAACCAAAGAGAUGAACUGUCCGUACCAAGCUCAGCCCAGGGCACGCUGUCCCCUUCACCAAGCGGUUCAUCAUAUCUAGAGCGAUCGCCGUCAAUACGUUCAAGCACUGAAGCAAGCAUCGUUCAUGUCACGGAUACCCCAGGCGAACUGUCUGACACUGACUUGUAUCACCAUUACCUGCAGCAUACAAGCCGGACCUUGACAUACAGCAAGCAAGACCAAAGUGCGCUGCAAAUCGGCAUACCAACAUUGGCCCUGCAGAGCAAAACUGUUUUUCACUCCGUCCUAGCGGCGUCUGCAGCCUGUCUAGCGUGUGAUAUGAUAUCCAAGGCACCGUCUCCGGAGGCGAACGCAGUCAAACAGGUCCUAGUAACAGGUUACCGACAUUAUCACUCAGCAAGUGAACGAAUGAGAGAAUCAAUGUCCUCGCUAGAUACAUUGAAACUGGAACCGCUGCUAGCAAGUGCUUUGAUGCUGGUGCCUUUUGCUACUGCAAGCCAACAGAUAAAUCACUGGCUAUCAGAAAAGGGGGGAGUAGAGGAACCUCAAAAGCCCCUUUCAUCUACGCCGAGAGAUAUAAUAGUUAUUAUGCGAGGCAUAAGGGCUACCCUCCAAACCCUGGACUGUGAUAGCUUGGGGCCAGGGAUUGUACCGUCUCCAGUAACUGACCCAGGGAUUGAUGAUAAUUCUACACUUUCCGAGACCAAUGCCAGGGCAGCAGCUCCAACUACACCAUGCAGCCAUACGAUGGCUCCAAUAAUCGCAUCUACCAGCGAAGAAGCGUAUUCGAGACUGCAGGGACGUUUGGAUUACGCAUUUUAUCACUGUAAUGAUACCAAUGGUACAAUAGCUGCCUGUGGUGCGGCCUUCGACAUAUUGAAGGACAUCAGGAACAAUGCCUUUUCCUCCCGCAACUCAUCACAACCUUUGUCGUCUUCACUUUCACCACCUGUCGACACUUCUGAAGACCUUUUUGAACCCCAGGCUAUGUCCCUAUCACAAGUUGCCUCAUGGCUCCGAUCAUUCGCAAACCGGUCUGUGGCUCCACAGCCAACAGAGCCAUUGACAAGAUGCUUCCUUACAUUCCUUGUUCAGGUCCCUCAGACAUAUCUAGACCUUGUUCUUCCGCUCCUUGACAAGAGGCUUGAGAGCCCUGUUAGCACGGAGUCAGAUGAUAGUUUGACGGACUUGACGAUGGAGCAGGCUCUUGCGCUGGACAUCUAUGCCCACUGGUCUGUCCUUAUGUUUUUAGUAGAGGAGGAAUCAUGGUGGAUAGGGAACUUACCGUUUGUGACACUUUCUGGAAUGGUGAAUAGAUAUGGCAAUAAUUUUGUGACUAGGCUAUGGUCUGAAGAAGGAAGCUGGCAGUGGUGGCCAGGGGGCAUGUUGAAUAUACUGCGAGAGGUUAAGCGGUACCGAUAA
This is a messenger RNA of Nannizzia gypsea CBS 118893, 1608 nucleotides long. RefSeq lists its product as hypothetical. Gene Ontology annotation, molecular function: zinc ion binding; DNA-binding transcription activator activity, RNA polymerase II-specific. The record is from RefSeq and is a predicted model, not a curated record. Gene Ontology annotation, biological process: regulation of transcription by RNA polymerase II. NCBI's taxonomy places the organism in Eukaryota, Fungi, Ascomycota, Eurotiomycetes, Onygenales, Arthrodermataceae. Bases 1 to 1608 code for a protein of 535 amino acids. The transcript has 2 exons.